Prorocentrum cordatum is the source of this 1974-nucleotide messenger RNA. The record is from the annotation of a GenBank genome assembly. NCBI's taxonomy places the organism in Eukaryota, Dinophyceae, Prorocentrales, Prorocentraceae.
AUGAGCACCAAUACCAUCAUGACCAUGGCCGUUCUUUUCGACAACGCGGACACCACCAGACACGGCAGGCCCGCGGCCACGGCCGACGCAGGGCGUGGGCGCCUCGUCGGCGGGUGGCUGGUCCUGGUCGUGGUGGCCGCGGGCUUCGUGGUGUCGGUGAUCUUUCAGGCCGGGGACUACCCGACGAUACCCCUCGCGGUCACGAUCUUCGCGUGCCCCCUGGCCAUCCUCCUCUUCCGCCACGCCACGAGGCCGACGAAGCACGUGGGCCGCUCGACGUCGGGCCUGCUGGAGGACCUCAGCGACCGAAUCAACGCGCUGGGGGCGCUCGCGGCCAGGGAGCAGGACCAGAAGAACUUCUAUGCCGCCGCCACCGUCGCCUUCGUGCUGGCGGGGCUCAUGUGCCUGGCGCCGUGGAUCGUGUACCUCCUCAGAGGGCUACGGUGGCGUGGGCAUCGAGAUCAUGAAGGGGACGACCGUCGCGGGCCCUCGCCACGCGGGCCCGGGCAGCGAGAGGGCAGCGUGGACGCCGAGCUGCUGCUCAUCAGGAAGGGAGCGCCCUUCGUCGUCUUCCUGUCCAGCAUGAUCUUCGCGAGCAUCACGGCUCUCCGCGUGUGCCUCAACAGCGCCUACGCCGCCACCUGCAGCCACAAGACGCGGCUGCUGCUCGGCGACGGGGCGUCGAAGAAGGCCGUCAUGCUGCACCGGGUGCAGGGGCUGCACGCGCGGAUGGCAGAGGCCCGCCGCUCGGAGCGGCCGGACGACAUCCUGCAGACCACCCGCGACACGCACCAGGAGUACCUGAUUCAGCACAAGCUCAACAUGAAGAAGCUCUCUGCACUGGCGACAGCUGCAAGCGUGAUCUUUCUGCUGCUUGCGCUCAAGGCUCAAAUUGUGGGCGGGACGGCCGCCGCAAAGCGGAGAGCCGGGCUCGGUCCUGUCGCUGCAAUGGGUGCAAGGGCGUCGACCUCAGUCCCAGCGACGCCUGCCUCUGAGUGGGCUCCGUACGUGGCAGCGUCUUGCAUAGCUGAUUCCAUUGAUGACGAGGCGGCGAUCCAUUUCGUAGCCGAUGUUCUUCAGUGCACGCCUUUGCCAUCACCGUGGGUGAUCGGUACAGGUGAUAAGGGCCAGCGCCUUUUCAUCAAUGCCCGCACUGGGAUGUCCACAUGGGAGCACCCGCUGCUGGAUGUUUUGAAGUUGGUGGCAGAUCUUUACCAAUACUGCGCUCCGCUCUCGCAAGAACACCGUGAUGAAGUGCUCAGCGGCUUCCACCAGAUUUGUGACGUCGAAGCAAAGAAUGAGUACUGCAAAUGGCGCACCUUGCAGGCGGAGGGUGGGGACGAGUAUUAUGUCAACGUGGUGACGCACGAGGCUACAUGGGAGAAUCCGGCGAAGGCUUUCUUGCCGGGGUACUACAUGCGAAGCGUGGCCAUCGCGCGGUUGCGCAACCCCGGAUACUUGCAAGGGCUUCGCAGUAGGGCGUGCCCCAGCUGCACCCUCGAGCGCCACGUAGACGAUUCCGAGUCCGAGCCCACAGAGUGGAGACUGGACAUGGACCUCUCCAGCACGAUGCGGCUCCAUCACCACCACGCUCAAUGCCUCUUGCUCGGACUCCUGCUGCUCGGCAUCCACGGCGCGCUGCAGUCGGUCAAGACGGGUGCCACGGCCACCUCCAUGAUGCUCGAGUGGCCGGCGGGCCAGACGCACCCGAUCGAGGAAGGUGGUCGCACGCUCGUGCAGGCCACAGGGCAGCAGUUCACUGCGCCCGCCGCCUGCGCCAACACAUGCGGUGGCUUCGAAGAGGACCAGCCGGCCGUGGCGGCCAAGGUGCUCGUGCACACCGUGGCGGGCGUCGCAGAUGGCCCAGGCGAGAUCACUCGUGUGAUCACUGGUGUGGACUCGCAGACCCUCUCGAAUUCGAGCCCCGGCUGCACAUUGCGCGCUUGCUACGCACUGCACAUUUGCGAGGUGUAG